AUGCUGAACCUCCCAUCGCCAACGUCGCCCACGCUAGAAACACAAUGGCCCUGCCCGUUGCCGAACCCCGCGAACCCCGUGAGCUCUAGUACAGUUCGACCAACCUCCCCGCAACCAAAGCCAACACACAUACCCGCACAAGCACGUCAAGCCACAACACCGGAGCCCCCAGCUCCCCCAUUUCGCAACGUCUCCGCAUGCAACAGGUGCCGACUUCGCAAGCAUCGCUGCGAUCAACGCCUGCCCCGCUGUGAAUCAUGCGAAAAGGCCGGAGUACGAUGCGUUGGAUACGACCCCCUCACAAAGCAAGAAGUCCCGCGCAGCUAUGUGUCUUUCCUCGAGAACAGAGUCAACUACCUUACCGAGGUCCUACUUGACCACGGGAUUGAUUUCAAGCCUCCUAUCGCCUACGAUGAAGAAGAGACUCUCCGCAUGGAGGCUGAGCGCUCAGAGACAGAGUCGGGUGGAGUGAAGGACAAGGUCGCAGCCUUGAGACCAUCACUCAUCGAGCAAGCAGAAACCAUAUCUCGCAAGAGAAAGCUGAAUCCUUAUUCCGAGGACAAGAUUCCUGCCAGGCAGGUUAAGCGCCUGUCACAACUGAACGUGCUACUCAAAGAGCUGUUCAAUGACGGCUGCGCACAUCAAUGUCCCCAACGGGAGCGGAGGCCUAGACAAAACCCACCCAGAGUGACUAGGCAGCGCCAAGAAGUACCUUUACCUCGAGGCGUCAGGUCAUCGUGGUCUCCACAGAGCUUCCAGUCUAUGGAUCACAGUGAUGGUCGGACCAGCCCUGAGACGGCGUCUCCGAGCUCAUCCCAUGAUCAAUAUCCAUACUCAUAUCACGAUACAAGCCCGCGGCGCGGAAUGUCUCUCUUCGGUGCUGCUUCUAUCCUCGACUCUGAUAAUGCGUCCCGAGUGUAUGAGCCUAGACAUCACCCGGAUACUGAUUUGGAGUUGAGUGAUUUCCCAUUCAAUCGUUCAGCGACAAAGUCAUUUAGAGGUGGUGACUUUUUGGAACCUGGGAACACUCCUAGAGGCUUCCGGAUUCCAAACUAUCUACCGCAGAAGGCGCAGGAGUGUCCUCCGCCAGAGCCUAAAUUUGAUAUUGCUGCUGAUCUUCUUCGUGGGCGGAGAGAGAGAAGCGAGAGGGUUGAUAGGGAGCGAGCCAAUUUUGAUUUGCUUGAUGAGUUUCUGGUUGAUUGGGCCGAAUGA
Messenger RNA from Penicillium brevicompactum, 1212 nucleotides. RefSeq lists its product as uncharacterized. Bases 1 to 1212 code for a protein of 403 amino acids. Gene Ontology annotation, molecular function: DNA-binding transcription factor activity, RNA polymerase II-specific; sequence-specific DNA binding; zinc ion binding. NCBI's taxonomy places the organism in Eukaryota, Fungi, Ascomycota, Eurotiomycetes, Eurotiales, Aspergillaceae. The transcript has a single exon. Gene Ontology annotation, biological process: positive regulation of transcription by RNA polymerase II. The record is from RefSeq and is a predicted model, not a curated record.